AUGCUUCGCUUUCAGUUCUUUUUGUUUCUUCUGCCAUGGAUGGCUUCAGCUGGUCCGAUCUCUCGCUGGCUAUCUCCGUCAUUGGAGACACGCGGGCGGACUUCUUUCCCCUUAUUGCCGGAUAUUGAACGACGUGAAGCUGGCGGUAUCACCGAAAUCACGCCUAUUGCACCGCCUACCCAGACACCGUUUACGUACGAUGAGCCAAUACCAAGUACAUACCAUGUUCCGACCACCAGUCAAGAGCCGACUAUCAGUCUAGAGUCAAGUGCUAGUCCAGAGCCAAGUUCUAGUCCAGAGCCAAAGCCAACCGCUAGUCUGACAUCAACGACCACUCAGACGACAACCACCAGUCUGAAGCCGACUACCAGUCCACAGCCAAGUGCUAGUCCAGAGCCAAGUGCUAGUCCAGAGCCAAGUGCUAGUCCAGAGCCAAGUGCUAGUCCAGAGCCAAGUGCUAGUCCAGAGCCAAGUGCUAGUCCAGAGCCAAGUGCUAGUCCAGAGCCAACCACUAGUCUGAAGCCGGCUAUCAAGCUGACUGCCACUCAGAAUGGAACUACAUCUCAAAAGCCAACACCCACCUCUCAUGCACCCACUACGACUCGGCGAUUCAUAUCUUCAUCCACAAACCCGCCUCCACUGCCUUCACCAACUAGUAUAUUGCCUAUCUACCUAAACCCCAUCUAUACCGCAAGCUCAACACCUUCCCUUAAUUCCUUUGUGAUACCGAGUUCAGCCCAAUCUUCAUCGGCUGCGCUUCUAGGUGAAACAAGCAGCAUCAAUGCUGCCACAGCCACACCACCAAUCUCGACUUCCACGACCAUGCCGCUAGCGAUAGUACCGGUGCAUACAGUGUCUACAAUGCCCACAAGCAGCAACCUAGCUGUCGGAGCAAUUGCAUCUCCAGGAGGAGCAAGCAGUAAUACUUCUUUCACGUCCACCUUGGUGAUCUCGACUUCCAAUCCCAUCCAACUAGCGAAUUCUACGCUGGCACAACCUACAUCACUACAGCCUCCCACGUCAGGAUCCAAGCCAGUGGUGACUGUAACCGAGCCUGUGAUUGUAUAUGUGACCAAAGGAGCACCAACUGCCUUCUCGACAAGCGUCAUCCAUCACGCAUCCAGUGCCAACAACUCAGCGAUGUUGUCAGCGAAGCCAACGGUCAUACCGUCUGUCGAAUCAACGAGUACAUCUUUGAUUUUUGUAACUAUCCAUUCCACUGCAACUUCGGUUGUUCGUGUGACUGUUUACCCAACAUCAUUAUUACCUGCUUCUUCGUCUUUGGUCUUGCCGUCCUCGGCUGGGAGUGCUCUGAGUGUGAGUACAGCGCCUAUAGGGACCGAUCAUGCUAAUGAAACGUCGGCUGUUCCUAUGACCAUCAACUCGAAAACGCAAUUGCCUCCGUCAUCUUUGUUGCUGUCACCCUCAAGCGAGACUGCUCCUGUGGUGACAGCUCAUGUCACUUCCACAAGUGUUGUUCCUCUGGCCGUCUAUUCAACUACAUCGUUACCUUCUUCUGCGUCUUUAUUCCCACCCGCAAGUGAGAUUGGUUCUACCGUGACAGUUCAUGUCACUUCCACAAGUGUUGUUCCUUUGACCGUUUAUUCAACUUCAUCGUUACCUUCUUCUGCGUCUUUAUUCCCACCUGCAAGUGAGAUUGAUUCUACCGUGACAGUUCAUGUCACUUCCACGAGUGUUGUUCCUCUGACCGUCUAUUCAACAACAUCGUCAUCGCCUUUGUUGUUGCCGUCCUCAAGUGAGACUGUGGUGACAGCUCAGGUCACUUCCACAAGCGUUCUUCCAGUGAUCGUCUAUUCAACAACAUCGUCAUCGCCUUUGUUGUUGCCGUCCUCAAGUGAGUCUGCUCCUGUGGUGACAGCUCAGGUCACUUCCACAAGCGUUCUUCCAGUGACCAUCUACUCGACAGUAUCGCCGUCUGCUCCAUUGUUGCCGUCCUUAAGUGAGAGUGAGACUGCUCCACGUGAGACUAUUACUGAAAAGACUACCCACACUAUCACAACAACCCUUCGCCUAACAUAUUAUGGGCCGAGCGCUACACGAGCAGUGGAAACUACACAUGCGGCAGAUCCUGCAUCUACUACAGAUUUCAAUAUCGCUACUACAACCUCCAAACCAGGCAAAGGCAUACUUACUGUGCAUCCGAUUACACCGUCUGGGUUUAUCACGAUCACUGAAACUCAGACCGAGACAAAGAUCAAGACUGUGACAGAUCGCAUUACUGAGACUGUUACUGCCACCGUUACUCGCAAUUAA
Messenger RNA from Penicillium vulpinum, 2274 nucleotides. RefSeq lists its product as uncharacterized. The transcript has 4 exons. The coding region runs from base 1 to 2274 and encodes 757 amino acids. NCBI's taxonomy places the organism in Eukaryota, Fungi, Ascomycota, Eurotiomycetes, Eurotiales, Aspergillaceae. The record is from RefSeq and is a predicted model, not a curated record.